Rhodofomes roseus is the source of this 2743-nucleotide messenger RNA. RefSeq lists its product as uncharacterized. Gene Ontology annotation, cellular component: nucleus; cytoplasm. Bases 80 to 2536 code for a protein of 818 amino acids. The transcript has 6 exons. Gene Ontology annotation, molecular function: histone H3T3 kinase activity. NCBI's taxonomy places the organism in Eukaryota, Fungi, Basidiomycota, Agaricomycetes, Polyporales, Fomitopsidaceae. Gene Ontology annotation, biological process: mitotic cell cycle; intracellular signal transduction. The record is from RefSeq and is a predicted model, not a curated record.
GUUCAACCCGAUCAUCACCACCUCGCCUGCCAGUCCGUUAUAUGCUUUUGGCCCUCGCCAAGUAUUGGUAGUUGUCGCCAUGCUUAGCGGACGAACGAAACAGGUUGUCGCCUACGGACGGCGCGGGCGACGCAUAGUCAACGCGUCUGACGACCCCCGACGCUCAGAGAAUGUUGACGCAGGACUUCUCUUGCAACCCACACCCAAGAAGAACUACAUCGACGCCGAUUGGGACCUAUCUCCGGAAGUCAAGCUUGCGGCGAAGAAGCGGAAACCGCUUGAGGACCCCGGACCAUCCAUGAAGGCAUCUAAGAAGGCGGCAAUGAAAUCCAAGAAGUCACCAAAGAUUGCGAAGGUGGGCAAGGCGGAGGUGUGCGUGCCCGUGCGUCAUCCACUAGCGGUCUUUUCGUCCAACACACCUGGGUCGCCUGCCGUGCCUUCACUGGUUGUCAAGAAGAAGCGCAAGACUGCUCUCAGUAAGAACUCGCCGCUGAAGUCCUCAUCUCCCAUCGUCAAUGUCGACAUUGUCGUGCUCGACGGCGCAGGCCGACGAGUGAGCCAGGAAAGACGCAUAUCGAGGACAGAUGUACAAGUCAAUCGUGCAGACAUGGUAGUGGCAGGCGCGUCGAAAUCCAGGAAACUCUCAGCCAAACCCCGCCACUCUGACGUUUCGUCCGAUGCUAGCGAAAUCGUCGUCCCCAAACCAAAGCUGAAGAAAGGGUCUAGGACACGACCCAUUGUCAUAUCCGACGACUCUGAUACAGAAGAGGACGAUGUUCCGCUGGCCAAGAUCCCCAAGCCAGAUUUCUCUCGGGAGUCUCCUCGACAAGUCCCGCCGAAGUAUAGCACGGGCUCAUCGAAUGCUUCGCCCCCCACCCGCUUGCAUAGAAAGUCAAUACGUAACAAAUCAGCAGCUCCAAAGGCAGCCCCCACGAUAUCCGCUCUCCCGCCCCCAGCACCUGCAUUCAUCCCAUGGACGCCCAAACCGGUAAUACCCACGUAUGUCCCCCCAUCCCUGUCGCCAAUCCCCCAGCACGUUAAGACCCGCAAAGCUGGAUCAAGCCAACAAAGCCGCUCUUUCCUCGUGCCGGGGCAUUCUCCCUUUCCACACGCUGCCAAGGAGCGCAAAGUCACGCCCUACCGUGCCCAUCGCAAUGGGACCUCCCUAUUCCUCGCACCUCCGUCUCCACCAUCACCUACCACAUUCACCGACCUCGAUCUAUCCUUGGAGUUCGCCAACCUCGCGCUAUCUCCGACUUUGCGCCAGUCGGCUGAGGCUGAAGAGGUCUACGCACCUCCCCAGCCAGCGCACCUCAUCCCUCUCCUGAAGGAAUGUGCGCAGGAAACACCGCACGAGUUCUCCGCCUUCAUCGAGCUCUUUCCGCUGGACCCGAUUGUGCGCGGUGACUACCUCGACGUCCAAUCCACCCAGGGACGAGCACAGGCAAGGUUCCAGAAGAUUGGCGAGGCGUCGUACUCGGAGGUAUUCGGCAUCGGCGACGUCGUCCUGAAGGUCAUUCCGCUGCGCGACGAGGAGCAGACCUCUUCCGGGGACGAUAACGGACUAGAGUCCCCGGCACCGAGUGACGCGAAGGACGUGCUGAAGGAGAUCAUAGUCACUCGCGCGAUGGGCGAGAUAUGCCCCGGGUUCGUGAAGCUCUUGAGGACGUACGUCGUACGCGGAAAAUAUCCUUCGCUGCUACUUGAUCUCUGGGACAACUACAACGAGAAGAAGGGCAGCGAGAGCGUGAGGCCAGAUACCUUCGGCGUAUCGCAGUUGUACGCAAUCAUCGUCCUACCCAACGGUGGCCCGGACCUUGAGACGUUCACGUUCAAGGCAGCGACCAAGACAGGUUGGAAGCAGGCAUGUAGCUUGUUCUGGCAGGUCACGCGAACCUUGGCAGAGGCCGAGGGUCUCGUUCGCUUCGAGCAUCGCGACCUCCAUUGGGGUCAGAUCCUCGUGAAGACGGUUGCCAGCUCAUCGUCUGCGCACAGAGGUGCGGGCAAGAUGGCAAUGGACGAUGAGUCGCAUGGCAUAGAGGCUACUGUCAUCGACCUCGGGCUUGCGCGCAUGGAGACAUCGGACGGCGCCGAGACGCAUUGGACGCCGUUCGAGGAGGAGGUUUUUGAGGGCGAGGGCGAUUACCAGUUCGACGUGUAUCGGAUGAUGCGGGUGCACAACGGCGACUCAUGGGAGGCAUACCGCCCUCUCACGAACGUCAUGUGGCUACACUACCUCGCCUCGAAACUCCUCCAUUUCAAGCGUCUCCGGCCCCCACCCGCCGCCCGGAAGACCAGCACGCGGACCGCCGAGCUCGCGUUCUCCGAGCGCGAAUGCUACAACUGCCUCGUGGAGAUCGAAGAGCUCCUCGGGCGAUGCGCCGCAGCCUGCAAGCCCCCGCCUGUCAGCCGCAAGUCAAGGCGGAAGACCCAAGCGCCCGUGAAGACGUCUGUGAAGGCAGAUCCUUCGGGGCCGAGGUGCGCUGGGGACGUCCUCCAGCUGGCGAUAACGAAGGGAUGGGUGUAUGCUGGAUGAUAUGAUGUGUGGAACGCUAGGAAUGUCCAGUCUAGUGCAAGUUUAUCCUGUAGCAAUGGACGAUCUAAAUUAUCACGGUGUACCAUGGGGCUAUAGAGCCACAAGUGCACAAUUCUUCUUUGAAAACCAUGCAGUUCGGGAAUUAUAUCUGACAUCGAUGUAUUGUGUUCAAGUCUGCCCGACACGAUGUUGCCGACUGCAUGAACG